This is a messenger RNA of Diaporthe amygdali, 303 nucleotides long. RefSeq lists its product as uncharacterized. The transcript has a single exon. The record is from RefSeq and is a predicted model, not a curated record. Lineage: Eukaryota; Fungi; Ascomycota; Sordariomycetes; Diaporthales; Diaporthaceae. Bases 1 to 303 code for a protein of 100 amino acids.
AUGACCUCACAAGACUCCGAGAAUGCAGACCAAGGCAAGAGGUCCCUCUACCAGCGCUAUCAGGACGCCAAAAGAGGCAAACCGAUCCCCGAAGAAGACCUGAAGAAGUACACGGGUAUGUCUAUGGACAGGCUCAAGGACUGGGCCAAGGAUAGGGAUGGCGUGGCGGGCAACCAGGCGGCCGGCAAGCUCAACGCCGGCCCUGCAAGCGGGUUUGCUGGGUAUGAGGCUGCACAUGGGGUCGGCGGGUGGGGAACAGAUGCCAAGGGUGUUUCGAAGUUUCCGCCCCAGGAUUCUAAAUAG